UGGAUGAACUUAACUGGCCUACAGAGUCCUGACCUCAACCCGAUAGAACACCUUUGGGAUGAAUUAGAGCAGAGACUCAAAGCCAGGCCUUCUCAUCCAACAUCAGUGCGUGACCUCACAAAUGCGCUUCCGGAAGAAUGGUCAAAAAUUCCCAUGAACACACUACUAAACCUUGUGGACAGCCUUACCAGAAGAGUCGAAGCUGUUAUAGCUGCAAAGGGUGGGUCGACGUCAUAGUGAACCCUAUGGACUAGGAAAGGGAUGUCACUUAAGUCAAAUACUUUUGGCAAUAUAAUGUAUUUUGUCUAAUUUGCCACGAUCUCCCUGCUGCUCUAAUGGGUUCGGUGCACAAGAUGGCACCGGUGAGCUUCGGCAACAGGAGUGCGUGCAUACUUCCAGUCUUGCGUCUUUCGCAUUUGCUGUAAGAGGAAACGUCAUACGAAACUUGCCUAGAUGGGUAAAAUUGAUGUUUUUCGAAUCAAAAUGUUGGUAGUUGUAUAUUUAAGAAAUGCGAAAACAUCUUCAUAUUAUUGCGUACCUCUGUUUGAAUAUUCAUUAAGAUACAACGUGAAGAUUGCUCAGUCCACGGGGAUCUCAUGUACAUUUUUGGAGUCUCAUUCAUUAGUUUCAUUCAUUUACCCAACCCAAACAUAUGUGCGUUUCAAAUGUUAACAUUCAUAGUAUAGUACUAAUAGCGAUGUAGAUAUUUUAUUGCAAUUGAAGUGAUAUUAUAGAUAUUUUAAACGGAUAUAGAAGGUAAUGUUUGGAUUCCGGUUCUCUGCACUGGCUUUUAGCACAACCGGAAGUAUUUAUGCACACACUCGCUCGACCAAAUUCCAAGAUGGCGGAGAUAUCCAACUAGCCCGUAGUAGUGAGUGGGCACUAGGGCAAAAGGAAACCGAUUACAUUACACCAAUUUUAGCUUCAUUUCAUUGGCUUCCAGUUCAGUUUAGAGUUCAUUUCAAGAUUGUUGUUUGUUUGUUUUUUUAAGCUCUUAUGGUCAAGCCCCAUUGGAUCUUAAAUGUCUUCUAAUGUUUACUUGUUCAUCCUCUAGAUCUCUUAGAUUUGUUGAUAAGGCUUUUAGUUGUACCUCACCCACAAUUUAAAAACUAAGAAUAAGGGCUUUUUUGAUUGCUCCCCCGUCUUUGGAAUCAACUGCCACUACACAUCCAUCUCGCACCAUCAAUUACAAUUUUUAAAAUGAAGCUGAAAGCUUAUUUUUACUCUGAAUAAUUUUAAUUUAGGAUCUUAUUGUUACUUUACAUAUGUUUUGUUGUCUAAAUGUUUCUGAAUGCUUUGUUUGUCUCUAUGUUCAGCACUUCCCUGCUAAAAAAAAAACAUUACAGAAAUUCAAAUAGUUGCCAAUAAAAUGCCAUUGUGAACUAUAAGGUUUUUUUUACCAGAAAAACCAUUACAAAAUUCCUUCUUGUAGUGUGUUUUGGCCACUUUUCCAAUAGACUUUAACAUUCCACCAUUAGAAUCACAUACCAGUAGACCAUUAUACUUUCCAUUUAUAACCAGUACAUUAUGAGCAUUAAAUCUAUUUUCUGUUGUGAUUUGGGCAGGGUUCUAUUGAGGUGGGUUAGCUUUGCAGAGCACAUGCCGUUUUCCUUUUUCUCUUACAUUCCAAAGUGCCCUUUUUUGGUGGAGGCAGGGUUUUUUUCCCUUCAAUAAAUCAAUGCUAUUUUCACCCUUUGCGUCGGUCUCUAUUUUCUAUCUUCAGGCAUUUAGCCAAGGAAACAUAUUUAAUACCUGAACAUACUUAAAAUUAGUUAUGACUAAAAUCUUGUUGAAUCCACUCAAACUGUCAGUAAACCUCAUAACUCCAACCCCUUCAACUCGACAGAAGGGUUACUUUACCAUAAUGCCACUUUUGAUGGGGGACCCAUUAAAUGCGAUUGGGCUAGUUUUGGGUAGAAAUUGGGCGGGAUUUGCUGUGAAAACCCUGACAGCAGCAGAAUGAAGUCUUGCAACUGUAAACCCAACCCCCCCCUUUUUUUAACAAUUGCAUAAUCAUUUUUACGCAAGAAACCAUAAAGGCUUAUAUUUUAUGUAUUUGAGGUCUGAGACAGGUGACACCUAUUUUGUUAAUAUUUAAUAUUAUAUAUCAUAUUGUAUAGUCGCUUGAUUAAUGAUUAUGCUGUUAAUAUUCACAUAUUUGCUACAGCUGGCUAAUUUUUGAAUCUAGUUCGUCAUCUUCAAACGUAUAAAGGAAGUAAAGCAUGGUUUUACUAAAGUAAUGUUGUAGUAACUAAAAAAAACAUUACAGAAUCAGAUCACUGUGAUAUCAUAUUUUAAUAGGUUUAGGAGAGGAGAGCUCUGGCACAAUACAAACUUCUCACUGUAUAAAAUGCGGAUGAGAUUUUCGAAAGACCCUGGUCUUCCAGAGAAUCGAGGCGGAUAUAUGUUGGAUAUGCUGGGGUUUUUUUGGGUUUUUUUGACUGGAAUUGUGUUGGACAUUGUUUAUAUCCCAUUGCUUUACCUCCCCUCUUAUAAAUGACAUACCCACACGAUAACCAAAUACAAAUACAUUCAUAAAACAGAAUAGUUAAAAAUAUAUAUAUUCAAACAUAUUUGUAUUGAACUUGUGUAGAGACCAGAGGAUCACAGUAAAGUCAUAAACAUGGCUCACAGAAGAUAGCUGUUGUAAUUAGAUUUAAGGAAGCCCUGUAUUUACUGUAUAUAUCUGUAUAAUUAUUAUAACUGUUAUUGAUAAGAAAUAAAUGUAACGUUUUUGAUACUGUAAUUUUAUGUUUUGCUUAUUUUUUUUUCAGUUUUUUUUAGCAAGUCUAUUCCCGGUUCUGCUGUGAUAAAUCUGAUGUAGCCUAUAAAUAAACCUUACUUACAUAGUAAACAAUUAUGACUCACGCAUCCGCGCGUAUUUAUCUGCCCACUCGUCAUUAAAGAAAUGCCCAAGGACGCAGUUCACACAAGUGAACAAGGGAAACCUCUAAACAAAGCGACUACCUCCGGAUUGAUGUAACGACUGCCUGACUUAAGCCGGAUGUCUGGCGCGUUCGGACACGCAGAACCUCGAUGAGUAACAGUGUCUCCCGACGGAAGGAGAGAGAGGGAGGUCUGUGCUCAACGUCACGUGAACUAUAAAAUAUAACAGCUCCACUGACAGCCCGACAAAGCAACGUGGAUGCGUUAUCCGUGGACAUGGCUCAAGCUGAGGCGUUCGAGUUUGGCGUGGAGCAGGGACAGAUGCUGCAGGUGUUGAUGAGACACUGUCAGACCAUGAAGCGUCAGGAGACGCGGCUGCGCGUGGCCACCGCGCUGCUGCUUGCAACGCUCCUCGCCACUUUUGUGUGGAUUCAGCAGCUAAACACUAAGGAAGCGUUCUCGGGCGCCCGUCCAGAGGCUUUAAAAACUACAGAUUCACCAAGAAGUCACUCUGUGCAUCUCGAACCUCUUAGACAGAUGGACCCUUGUUCGGAACAGCAGCCCAUCGAGUGGUUGGAAGUGAGUGAUGGGUACAACUCCGAAAACUUCAAGCUGGAAAACCGAACAGUCCUCCACGUCUCCUCGAAGGGCCUGUACAUCAUCAAUCUGAGGAUCUCUUACCGUACAGCCUAUAACCUGUGCGAGCCUGAUACAGUUUCGACUUUAGUCGUCAAUGUCACGCAACAUCACAGAAACUAUCCAAGAGAGAGAGAGCUUGUAAGUGCUACAGAGACUAUGAUUUGUAGAGAUUGUUUGAGCCAGUCGAUCACUGUGAAUCGAGCAGUCGGGUUAGAAGCUGGCACGAUUCUCAGGGUGAGAAUUAACCAGAAUAGUUGUAAGUUUGUUAACUGGGUUAAAAACAGUCAUUUGGAUGUCACUUUUCUCUAGAGGUUUUUUUUUUUUUUUGAUUGAAAAAUUAGUUUUACUUCCUAAUGGAAUGAAUGUAUAUUUGAGAUUAGUUAGAAACGGCAUUAAGUUUACUUUUUAAUUACCUAUUAUUUAGGUGCUCUAAGAAAUACAAAAAAUGUUUAACCAUUUGGUUGAUAUUUUCAGGUUUAAUGAGAGGUUUACUCUGAUUCUUUGUCAAAACUGUUAUUAAAUAACAAGACUACCCAUGUACUAUCCUCAUGGGGCCGAUUUUGAAUUUAGUUAUUAAGUGUUAUUGUGACAGCCAAAUACACCAAAAUGUUGGUAGCAGGUGAAAUUAUGUGCAUGUUUUAUGUUAAAACUUUUUAAAUGCGCAUUUAAGAACUGAUUCAUCACGAGUUGUUUGUCCUUUUGAUUUUAAAAAUCAAGUAUUAUUUUUACACAAUUUAGAGCCCAUACUGUUCAUUGCAUUCACCUCUAGGCAGCAAUUGUUUUUAUGCUUCACUCCUAAAUCUGUUACUUGAAAUUCAAAUAAUGUUUUUACAUAUAUUUGUGUCAAAUAUUCAAAUUAUAAUGCCUCUGUCAACGAUUUACUACACUAAAGGUAUAUCUAGAAACAACAAUGCAAAAAAAGUCUUCAUUGCCUGAUAAUACUCUUUGAUUACUGGAUCAAGAAACGUUCUGCAUUUAUUCUGUACUGCAUGAAUAAAAAAAAAAUAAAAAAACUUGUCAAAGAA
Messenger RNA from Puntigrus tetrazona (Sumatra barb), 4550 nucleotides. RefSeq lists its product as uncharacterized. Bases 3163 to 3834 code for a protein of 223 amino acids. NCBI's taxonomy places the organism in Eukaryota, Metazoa, Chordata, Actinopteri, Cypriniformes, Cyprinidae. The transcript is spliced from 3 exons. Gene Ontology annotation, cellular component: membrane. Gene Ontology annotation, biological process: immune response. The record is from RefSeq and is a predicted model, not a curated record. Gene Ontology annotation, molecular function: tumor necrosis factor receptor binding.